CAACACGGGAGGAUGCUACGAUAAAGUACCCUCACAGGACUAGUUAGUAAGUGAGUUAAGUAUCAGUAGUAACAGUGGGGUCAGUCAGGUGUUUGGGAGGUCACGGAGGUAGUGGAGCUGGAUGUAUGAGAAGGAUUCAUGGGCCUGAAGGACCAUCUGGAGGAUGGGACAGGCCACAUCCUCAGCCCAGGGCUGGAUCUGGACUACCUACACGUGGAAGGUGCUGAACGGCAGGCUGGGAAUUUAGGAGCGGGUGUCACUGUUAAAAGCAGCAAUACUGCUGGUAGCAGAGGCAUUAGCUCUAUCAUUCAUUCAAGCAGCAGUAGCAGUUGCAGUAACUUUUCUGAAGAGAGUGCUAUCUCUGACAGUGAAGAUGAAAGGCUCCAGACCGGGUCUGGUUCUGACUCUAAAACACCGCACCACGAUCAGCUUCACCUACACCAAAGGGAGGAGUCCUCAGUCUUUCAGCCAGUCAGGCUGGACCUGGCACCAAAUACAUCUCCUGGAGACCCCCCGGAAACAUCUCUGACUGACCCCAUCACACACUGCCGCACGAAGGUGGAGUUCGCUCUCAAACUAGGCUACCCCGAAGAGCUAGUGUUGCUGGUCCUGAGGAAACUAGGCCCUGACGCACUUAUCAAUGAUAUACUGGGAGAGCUGGUUAAACUGGGAACCAAAAUAGAGAUGGAUCAGCAAGGAGGUCAAGCUGUCUCACAGUCUCCCUCGUCCUCUUUGUCCUCCACCUCCAACUCCUCUCUGGAUUCUUCUCGGCUACUGUGCCGGUCCCACCUGCUAGAAGACAAAGAAAACCUGCGACCUGUUGUUGUGGAUGGAAGCAAUGUAGCCAUGAGUCAUGGGAACAAGGAAGUUUUUUCCUGCCAAGGUAUCAAGUUAGCAGUUGAUUGGUUCUUGGAGCGAGGCCACCGUGACAUCACAGUGUUUGUCCCUGCUUGGAGAAAGGAGCAGUCGCGACCUGAUGCUCUUAUCACAGACCAAGAGAUCCUGCGGCGUCUGGAGAAAGAAAAGAUCUUGGUUUUCACUCCAUCACGACGCGUUCAGGGACGUCGUGUGGUUUGCUACGAUGACAGAUUCAUCGUCAAACUGGCCUACGAGUCAGAUGGUAUAAUUGUUUCAAACGACAACUACCGUGACUUAGCAAAUGAGAAGCCAGAGUGGAAGAAAUUUAUAGAUGAGCGCCUGCUGAUGUACUCGUUUGUAAAUGACAAAUUCAUGCCACCUGAUGACCCGCUGGGACGCCAUGGACCUAGUCUUGAGAAUUUCUUGAGAAAGAGGCCUGUUAUUCCUGAACAUAGAAAGCAGCCAUGUCCUUAUGGAAAAAAGUGCACAUAUGGCCACAAGUGCAAGUUUUAUCACCCUGAAAGGGGUAGUCAGCCCCAGCGAGCUGUGGCAGAUGAACUCCGUGCCAGUGCCAAAAUUUCAUCAGUAGCUUCAAGAGGCCUGCUGGAACAUGCCCUGAUGGCGAAGAGCCAAAAAAAUGGUCAAUCAGAAGGAAUGGCUGAGGCCCCGCUGAUUCGGGAUACCGGAAAGAAACAGCCAAAUCGGAGCCUUCAGAGCUCCUUCAGUGAGCUCUCAGAGGACAAAACUCAGGUCAGUUCCAAAGUGGAGGAACAGAGGAGAAACAGCAGUCUUAGUGGCAGCUGUAGCAAUAACAUUGUAGCACAUCCUGCUCCAGGGGGACCGCCUUCAUCGGGACAUCUGGAAAGAUGGGAACACCCUGCUGGAAGUACUGGAUGCAGCUCCGGUAUUGCCGGGGCUUCAGGACCAAACAAAGCUGAAUCUUAUUACAGAUGCAGUUCUCCAGUGGUGGGCUACAACUCUGUGGUAAAGGCUUAUUCGGGACUCAGUCUUGUAGUGCCACAGACUCCUGAAUGCUUCUUUCCAGGUGAGCUCGGCACAAGUUCACUGGCUUCAGAUUGUAGCAGUGAAAGCAGUGUCAGCUCAGAUUCUUUCUCUCCUGACCCCGUGUUAGAUGAUAGCCCCAAGUGCCAUCACCAUCAUCCCCACCACCACCACCAUCAUCAUCACUACUCUGGCCAGUACCCUCACCAGGCAAGCCGUGUUUCUCCUAGUCUGAGCCAGCAUUCUCCUCGUGGCUAUGUCCAUCCUCAAGGACUUUGGAGACAACGUGAUUUUGGCAUAGAAGAUACUCCAGCAUCUGGCGCCUCUCGCAUUUCGCCACAUCACGUCAACACUGCUUCUGUCUACAUCCAACCCCAGCAACAGCUUCAGCUGCUCGCCAAUUUUCCAGGGGAACCACCUCAUCCACAACAUCCACCCCAAACACCCACUACUCAUGCCCGGUCUCAGAGCUUCCCUCGAGGCCACAAUAUGGUGGGCUCCCUUUGGCCGGAACAUGGGCUUCAGGACAGAGUGUGUGAAGGCUCACCAGUUCAUUCUAGAAGAAACUACUCUGUGCGAACCCAACAACCUCAGCACCAGCAGAACUGGGACCCUAAUUAUGAGCCACCCCCUAAGCCUUACUAUGAUCUGUUUUCCUAUAAGAGUUUUCCACAAGUCCAUGGACACUCUCCUUGGGGCCAGCAAGUUCAUUCAUCACCACAUGGCCUUUUAAUACCAGGUCUUCCAUCGCUUUCACAGCAGUCUCUUCCAUCUGUCCCUACCCACAAGAGCCACAUGCCCUCAGCAACCCAGCACGCAAAGCCAACUGCCUUGGGUCGAUACCAGGACCUUAGGGAGAGGGUGUUUGUUAACUUGUGCGGCAUCUUCCCUCCAGAUUUGGUGAGGAUGGUAAUGACCAGGAACCCACAUGUGACGGAUGCUCAGGAGCUUGCAGCUGCCAUUUUAAUGGAGAAGUCACAGCACAGCUCUUGAAUAAACACAGU
Pundamilia nyererei is the source of this 2864-nucleotide messenger RNA. Its product is annotated as probable ribonuclease ZC3H12C. Gene Ontology annotation, molecular function: RNA endonuclease activity; mRNA binding; metal ion binding. The record is from RefSeq and is a predicted model, not a curated record. The transcript has 6 exons. Lineage: Eukaryota; Metazoa; Chordata; Actinopteri; Cichliformes; Cichlidae. Gene Ontology annotation, cellular component: cytoplasmic ribonucleoprotein granule; nucleus. The coding region runs from base 139 to 2853 and encodes 904 amino acids.